Kockovaella imperatae is the source of this 3569-nucleotide messenger RNA. RefSeq lists its product as hypothetical. Lineage: Eukaryota; Fungi; Basidiomycota; Tremellomycetes; Tremellales; Cuniculitremaceae. Gene Ontology annotation, biological process: nuclear migration involved in conjugation with cellular fusion; establishment of mitotic spindle orientation. The record is from RefSeq and is a predicted model, not a curated record. Bases 227 to 3337 code for a protein of 1036 amino acids. The transcript has 10 exons. Gene Ontology annotation, cellular component: spindle; spindle pole body; cell tip.
GGUCAUUUCAACAGCGCAAUCUCAGAUUCAUUGACAGGGCAAGCAGGUCCGACAACAGCAGAGGUUCAGGAUAGCAGUGGGGUAGGAUCAUUUGAAGCUGUACGUUCAUUGUCUGGGUCAUUGAGCAGUGAAAGAUCUAUAAAACGGAACACCUCCCACGCCCAGUCGAUCGACUCGCGUGACUUCCCAGUCCAAUCUUCUGUAUCAAACGCCUCCAGCUCGCAUCAUGUCCCGCUUACCGACCAUCUCAACGCCCAGUCGGGCUUCGACGUCCACAACAAGUCUGCCGACUCCCACAUCUCGACGCCCCAGGUCAUCGCUGGGCGUAUCACAACAUCGCCCUUCCAGUCGAGAGAUGGAUGAUCCAGCUGCAGAACUGGCACUUCAAGAAGCGUUAAAACAUCGACCACCGAGCAGUCUACGCAAUGUCGUGCAUUCUACGAACGCUUUGGAGGCGAACGAUCCCGAUACGCCCACUGGACUAGGCGCGUCCACGCUCAAGACGCCAGCUUCCAUGCUCAGGGCGAAAACGCCCCUAGGACUAGGCCACGGGCAACACCCCACGACCCCAUCCGCAUCUCGAGCUGUAUCACGCGCUCGACCCAGUAUAGGUUCAGCGACCCCGCUGACGAAUCGAAGGACAUCUAUGGCUUCUUCCACCACGACAUCGACUACACCAUACGGUGCACGCAGACCCGAGUCAAGGCUGGCAGGAGGGUCAGGUGCAGAACACUGGUCGCCUGCCAUCGGUGAACGGGUUAGGAUGCAGGCGAUGGGAAUGGAGGGGACUUUACGGUAUCUUGGAGAAACAGAGUUCAAAGCUGGAGUCUGGGCCGGUGUGGAACUCGAAGGGGGAUUUGCAGGCAAGGGAAAGAAUGAUGGGAGUGUCAAUGGGGUCACCUACUUCGCCUGCCCCCCUCUAUGCGGUGUCUUCAUCCUCGCUGUCAAGCUUUCCCCUCCUACAUCUGGUGUCUCACGCCCAGCAUCCGCAGCUUCCUCACAUCUCUCCUUCGCCUCAUCCGCUUCUUACAUUUCAGGUCGGGCGACACCUUCCAUCGACCGAGCCAUGCGAUCCAGCACAGCUGCCACAACUCCUUCCCGAGUUAAUCGAGCCGUCUCGUCCGCUCGUCCAUCUCUUGCUCCAGACGAUGAUUCCAGACCAGUCAAGACGCUUCUGGGUACCAGCUCGAGCUCAAAUGCUGCCAUUGCAGAAAGCAAGAUCACAGCUGGAUCUCGAGCCAGCAAGUAUAUCGGAAUGACCGCGAAGCAAUUGGAGACAGCUAGGAGUGGAACUCUAAGCGCAUCAGUGCGGAGCACGACAGCUACCCCGAGACCAUCACGGGUCUCCAUCGGCGGUCCGGGAACCGGUCGACCUCGGGCGAGUCUCGGGGCCAGUCUAGCCACUCCCCGACCGAGAGCGCCUCGGGCUAGCCAUGCCGCGGAUGUUAUGCCUCCUCCGCCCAGUCCGGGUAACGUCGACCGGGCUGUCUACGGCCAACAAGCAAAGCUCGAAGAGGAAUUGCGUCAACUGCGAGAGAGAAAUGCAAAUCUCGAGGAUCAGCUGUUCAGCCUAAAUUCAGCGGCCAGUCAACAUUCACCAGAUGACACAGAAGCUCUGAGAGAGCAGGCAGACAUGUUACGUCGAGAAUUGGAUGCCUCGCAUGGCGAAGUCGACGAAGCUACCAAGCUCGCUGAGGAGCUCAAACUGGCUCAGGAGGGUUUACAAAGUAUCGUCGAUGAGAAGGAUAAACAGUUGGGCGAGUUGAGAAGGGACAUGCAAGUGGCCGCUGAGAGGGCUCAAGGAGAACUCGACGCAGGUAUGGAAGCGAAGACGGCGGAGAUCAGGAGGCUACAGGACAGGGCCGAUUUGGCGGAACAAGACGGUGCCGAGAUGCGCGCGCUGGUGGAGGAAUUGACUCAGGCCGGCCAGGCCACCAUAUCCCUGUACGAGAACAAGCAGUAUGAUCUUGAAGAUAAGAUUCGAUCGCUCGAGGAGAAGUCUCGUCUACUUGAAGAACGCCUUGUCAAGGCUCGGGAAGAAUCCGAAGCUGCCGCAUCGACGCAAUCGACUUCCAAAAGAGAAGCCAUCUCCGCUGCGGAGAUCGACAAUGAGACGUUGAAUGCACAACUGAAGCAUUUCCAAAAUCGAGUAUCCAUCCUCGAAGAGGAGCUUGAAGAGGCUCAAAGUCGAGCAGAGGCAGAUGCGGAAUCUUGGAAAGCCAGGAUCAAUAAGGCCAAGUUGGCUGAAAAGGCCCAUGUUGACAAGGAAAGGGAAGCAAGGGAGGAGAUUAAAAGGUUGGAAAGAGGUGCCAAUGGUGCCAAGACGAGGAUACAAGAAAUCGAAAACGCGUUGAAGGAAAACAGAGGUCUGCUGGAAAUCGCUCGCGCAGAGAUAGAGAGCAUGCGAGGAGAGGUUGCGGAGGUCGCCAGUCUGCGAACAGCCUUGCAGAACGCCGCAGACAAGGAUAAGAUGUUGAGCGACGCGCAGGAUGAGAUCCAAGCUCUCAAGACAAAGUUGGAUCAAGCAGCCGGUGCCGAAUCUCAAGUCGCCGAGCUACAAGUCAAGAUUGGCGCUCUCGAGAGUCAGAUUGCAAAGCUCAACACCAACGCGCAGACCAACUCACCAGCCAUGCAACGUGGUCGUUUAUCAUCUGGGUCCAGCGACGAUGCCGAAAAGCGAAUGCGCGGAUUUCAACACAUCAUCUCGGAUCUCUCAGCAGAGAAUGCAGAGCUCAAAGACAAGUACCAGAACCUUGUGGAAGAGGUGGAUCUUCUCAAAGAGGAGAAUAAAUUGUUAGAAGAAACGAGAGAACUCUCCGGUGGUGUCGGAUCAGAGGCGGAAUCUUCGAAGGAGACAGACGCCGCGCAAGCCACGAUCAAACGUCAAGAGCAAACCAUCCAGGAGCUCAACCGCGAAAUGGCCGAAUUAGAAUCCCUCAUAGAAUCUAAGAUUUACCGGGAAGACGAGCUGGAGAAUCGACUCCAAGAUCUCGAACGACAAUUGGACAAACAACGGGCCAUGUCAGCACCCCAUCGAGAUGGGAGUCCGGUCCCAAGCGGUCAUUCUCGUACCGCGUCCACAGCGACUGCUGCCUCGGGUCGAUCGGGCAUAUCAGCCGUCUCCUCUGCGAUGUCCGGCUCACACUCUAAUGAACAGUGUGAGCUGUGUGAAGGCCCUCACGACCUCGAUGCGUGCCCUGUGUUUGCGGGAAACAUGAUGCCUGAUACGGGAAAGAAGGUCAAUGGAGCACAGAGAACGGGUGGGAAAUGGUGUGCAGAUUGCGAGUCUACCGCUCACGAUACAGUCCAGUGUCCGAUGGCGGAAGAUGUUUUUUGACGAGCGUGUCAUUUGUCACUUUUGGAUGGAUACUUGCGUCCAGCUCGAUGCAUCACAUAAUCGGUGCGAUUCACUAAUGCUGAUGGGGGGCAGCGAUAGGAAUGAAUGAUCACGGAGCGCGACGAGCUACUGUGUGAAGAGAUAAUCAGAGCUCCCCGCGGUCUGCAUAGCCUCUGGUACCUCUCCCUGAUCUCCAAUGUCUUCUACUGAAGCCUGUUGGGCUCGAGCUGGA